AUGGCGAAAGAACACCGUACAUUCAAAGAGGAGUGCUCUUUCAUCGAGCGCUUAAACAAAAACUCGUUUCUUAUUAAGAAAGGCUUUGUCCCAAACAUGAAGGUAAGUGAACGCGCGCCAAACAUCGGGUCGGAAGCCCAACUCCAGCUGAGUAGCGUGCGCAUCAAAAUACACGUCCUACGAUGUAAUACGUGAGGAUGGUUAUAUUAGACCAUGUUCAUCUAAAAUAAAUCCCCAUACGCCUGCCAUAUCCGUCAAAGCAAAUUUGAAAUAAGUUUUGUCACGACGAAAAUUGGUUCAACUAGAUUUUGUUCACCCCCCCUCCCCCCUUACACACCUUUUCAGCCCACGUUAUGAUCAAAUCCUAGCCCCCUGCCCCCCUCCACGUCUUUUAUGUCGGGACUGUUUCCUCAUUUUUUUUUUGUUUCAAUCAGUCAAUUCACGAACUACAGUUAAACCUGUCUUAGGUGGCACCGUAUUUAAGCACUCGCACUGUAUUGAACGCCUUCUUCCCGUGGGUGAUGACUUAAUACAGGGUUGACCAAAUUGUAUCCAUUAUCCAUCUCCAUUUCCCCAAGUUGCAGACUGUGGCGUUUUUCUGUAAAUUGUUGCAAGAAUGUUUUAGUCAGUUAGUACCAUGGACAAAUUUUUACACACUCUUUCAGAUACAAGACUUGAGCUGUGCAUUGCAGCUAUUUGACUCCGAAGUUCAAACUAUUCUUUUCUUUUUCUUUUUCUUUAAAGGUUGAAGGUAUCUUCUAUAUAAAUGAGUUGCUGGAAAAGCUAAUGUUUGAUGAGCUGAAGAACUGGGCUGGAACUCAAGGUACAGUACUCUGAACAUUUGGAAUAUAAUACUGUUGUAUUUGCUGCAUUUUACUUAUUCCUUUUAUACAGUUAAAUUAAAUUGCUCUCCAGGUAUUGGUGGUUUCCUUCCUGGUGUAAAGCAGAUUGCAAAUGUUGCAGCUUUGCCUGGAAUUGUUGGUGUAAGAAUGAUCAUAACUUUUUCUUGUUGAAAUUAUAACUUAGUGUAAUUGAAACUUGUUCAACCCUGGGCCCAGUGGUUGGAAGGAUGAUAAGUGCUAACCCAGAGUUAAAAUUAAUUUUAAUCAGGGUGUGUUCAAUCCUUUGUUUAAAAGCCUUUUUAGAAUAAUUUGCAAUAAUUUCUUUAGAGCAUCCAAUCAUCAAAUUGCAGACUAAAGGAAUUGUACAUACUGAAUUUUAUUUGAAAGCUUUCAGAUAUGACAUCAGAUUUCACACUGACUGUUAGUUGUCUAAACUCAGCUUUUAACAAACUGACCCUGUACUUGUGGGAAGCAGAGAAAGUAUAAAGAGGAGAUGACAGAAGAGUUUCUUGCUAUACAGUUUGUGUUUCCAUAGUAUUUUCACAUAAAGAUUUCACUUAAAAAUAUCCAGUCACAUCCAGUUAUCCCAUUAUUUCAGAAUUUUGGUUUGUUGAACUUUCUCUGUGGUAAAAUUUUAUUUCCUUCUCAAUACUUUUAGAAAAUUCUGAAAUUGUAUGAGUAGAAUACCAGUAUCCUAAUAUCCUUCUCAGGGAAAAUGCACAUUUUUUUUCCAGGCUAAAGAAGUCCUGAAAAAAGUACUUUCAGAAACAAUAUCAUUCAUCUUUCGAUUGAUUAGUCAUCUCUGAAAGAACUUGUCAUCUCAUCAAUAGGACUAUAUGAAUGACAAUAUACCCUCAGGCAGAGCUUUUUUUAUCAUCUUUUUUUUUUUAAUGGAAAAAUCUGUAAUUUUGACAACAUGCCAAAGCAAUACCACCAAACAACAGUAAUAAAAAAAGGCUAUGUAUCUCCGUUUCUAUUCUGAAAUGUUUACUCAUAUUUUUCACUUGGCCCUCAGAGAUCAGUUGGACUACCAGAUGUUCAUUCUGGCUAUGGGUUUGCUAUUGGUAAGUUACAACUCACACAUCUGUAAUAAAUAAAAUGUAAUGUCCAAUUGAUUGUAAAAUAAAACUCAGGUUUAAAUUGGAUUUUAUUUUUUAAUAUAGGCUAAUUGCUCAGUGGUUGUUCUAGAAAAGUAACAGUAUGCUUCAACCAUUCAGAGGCAAUACUGAAAGCAAUCAAAAUUAAGUCAUUCUUGCUCUCUCAUUCUUAAAGUUGGUUGCAUGUUCAUAGUUCAUAGUCUCAUCUUUGUUCUUAUUUACUACGGUAAUUACCCUUGAUUGGAAGGGAUUUUGCAAUUCUCUGACAAAGUAGUUAAAAACUGAUUUAAAAAUUAUAAUUACAAUUCCUUGAGAUGGAGUAAUCUUUCUUUUUAUUAACAGAAUUCUAAGUCAUAACAUUUAUGUGACUCUUAUGAGACAAGGUGCCAAAAGUGAAGGGGUGCUUGUCUCUCACAAAAGAAGUAAUUUGGAAACUCACCUUUGAGUAGGACUCUAUUUCUUUUAUUUCUUUUUUUUCUCUUUUUGUAGGGAAUAUGGCAGCCUUUGACAUGUCUCUUCCGGAAGCAGUUGUUUCUCCUGGUAAAGUUAAAAAAAAGUCUACUUCAUAAAUGAAUUGAUGAACAGAUUUAUUAAUGAUUGAUCAAAAUUACAAGCUAGUGUAGCAAGACCAAAGUAGCAAUGAAAUACCUUAUAUGCUAUUCUUUGAGUUUGUUCUGAAUUGGUCAUUUUAUAUUUACUUGUUAUGCAAGAUGGUGAUGACAAACACAAGCCAUUUCUUUGCGUGGCUUUCAAUUGGCCAUAUAACAUGCAUAUUAUUUAAAAAUAAUUGUUCAAGUCCUUGUGGCACUGAUCACGAAAUUUUUGACAACUUGUUGUUCUUGAAAUGUAUUUUUUCAUUGUAUGAUUACUUUAAAAGAAGUCUCCCAUCUAAAUCUGAUUUUAAAGAAGUUCUUAUUGUUUAUAAUCAUGAGAAGUACUCAUACAAAAGAUCAUCUGUGUUAGGUGGUGUUGGUUUUGAUAUCAACUGUGGAGUGCGACUACUGAGGACAAACCUUGAUGAGAAGGAUGUCAAACCUGUUAAAGAACAAUUAGCACAGGUACAGGGUAAAGUACAUCAUGGUUAAAUUUCCUCUUCUUCCUUUUGACUGUCAUUUACCCCCUUGGUACAAAUUUCUUUCUCUCCCCAAUCCUCCUCUGCUACAAGUAUCUAAGAUAUAAUUUUCACCUAGAGGAUACUGAGCACUCACCUGCCAUAAUUUUGCCUGCUUUAGCUUGCCUCAGGCUGGGUGCAUUUCUACAUGUACAUGUACUUGCACAAUGUAUCUUUCACGUAAUUAGCACAGAGGACUUCAGUUAUCUGAAACAUUUGCAAACCAGCAAAACAUUUAAGAGAACUGUUUUAUUUUUUGUUUUAGUUUGUUUUGGUUUGUUUUGGUUUUUUGUUUGUUGUUUGUUUGUUUGUUUGUUUUCAUGUUUCUUGUUAGUUAUGCUAACAUUUCUAAUUUCCAUAAUAUUUGUUUCUUUUUUUUUUCUUCUCAUUUCAGUCACUUUUUGAUCAUAUUCCUGUUGGUGUUGGCUCUAAAGGUGUUAUUCCCAUGGGUGCAAAGUAAGCUGAGUUUUUCAUCUCUUGUACAACUUGUCAGUCAAAGCUGUUUAUUCUGACUUCAGUUACAAGCCUAACCCUUUCACUCUCAAGAUUUCAUUGGUAAUUUUCCUUACUUUCUGUCAUACUAUCCCUAUGAUGAUAGUUUGGAGAAUUUGAUAUUGGAUCAACUGAUACCAGUGAUUCCCAACUUGAUACUUUUCUUUAUCCUUAUUACUUGUCUGCUUGAUAGUAAAUUGAGAUUGUAAGGAGAAAUUCUGUCUUGGUCAUAACACUGUAUUGGGUCCAUUACUUUUUUUCUGUAGUCAUUUUAAUAUUUCUUUUGAUUUUCUCCAACAGAGAUCUCGAGGAAGCUCUCUCAAUGGGGAUGGAUUGGUCCUUAAGAGAAGGUUGGCCAUUUUCCUAACUUUUCUUUUAGGUUGUAUUUUUAAGGGGGUGUCUUAUGAAAGCCAUGCAGUUAAUAGAAGGUGUGAGGAUGUUUUUAAUUCAUUUUCGAGUUGAUUUGGGUGAUGGUAAGUUAGGAAAUUCCAAAUAAGGGUGCUUAACGGGUAGUUUUUAUCGGAAAGAGGCAAGUGAGAAGUGGACAACAGAGAAAGAGUCACGGGGAAAUUUAGAUAUACAUUGUACAUGUGCCAUCUCAAAUAAGUAUUUUCAAAGAAUUUAAAAUUACGUUAUCUGGUAUUAAGGUGAACAAAAUUGGUAGUUGAAAAUCGUGACGGUCAUAUUUAAGGUGUCACUGGUGUUCAUCUGAAGGCUUCUUAGUUAUAUGUAAUUUUGUCUUCUCAUUACAGGUUAUGCUUGGGCUGAGGAUAAGGAGCAUUGUGAAGAGUACGGACGAAUGCUGCAGGCUGACCCUGGAAAAGUUAGCGCAAGAGCAAAGAAACGAGGCUUGCCGCAGGAUAAUACAGAAGCACAGAAGUUUCAUUUGUAG
Molecule: messenger RNA, 4434 nt
Organism: Pocillopora meandrina
Lineage: Eukaryota; Metazoa; Cnidaria; Anthozoa; Scleractinia; Pocilloporidae
Source: the annotation of a GenBank genome assembly